Messenger RNA from Candidozyma auris, 2334 nucleotides. RefSeq names its product oligopeptide transporter OPT1. Gene Ontology annotation, molecular function: oligopeptide transmembrane transporter activity. Bases 1 to 2334 code for a protein of 777 amino acids. The transcript has a single exon. The record is from RefSeq and is a predicted model, not a curated record. NCBI's taxonomy places the organism in Eukaryota, Fungi, Ascomycota, Pichiomycetes, Serinales, Metschnikowiaceae. Gene Ontology annotation, biological process: transmembrane transport.
AUGGCAAGAACUUCUUCAGAUGCCUCUAUAAGCUCAGGCGACAGAACCCUGUUGCAAAAAGCUAAGUCGCCAGAUGUCGUCCACACUAUCAAGUCUGUGGACAUCGAGAAAGUUGAAAGAGAGCUCGAGCACGAUGACUGGCUGUUUCACGAGGGAAAUGUCGAAGAAUUGGCAAACUCGCCCUACCCUGAGGUGCGUGCUGCAGUCAGUCUAGAUAUAGACCUUGAUGUGAAGCUCAACCAUUGGAGAACAUGGACACUCACGAUGAUCUUUGUGAUAGUUUUUGCCGGAGUAAACCAGUUUUUUUCUCUCCGGUAUCCGUCAUUGACAAUUGGCUUUAUUGUGGCCCAGAUUGUAUCUUUUCCCAUUGGCAAGCUGUUGGCCAAGCUCCCAAACUACAAACCUUCCUUCCUUCCAGAUUUCUUCCAGUUGAAUCCAGGACCGUACUCAAGACAAGAGCAUGGCUUGCUAACGAUUGUGGUGUCGUUAACCUCGUCUACUUCAUACGCCAUGAACAUUUUAAUUGCCCAGACCAAUUUCUAUAAUCAGAAGCUCAGCGCAGGUUAUAUGAUUCUCUUGGUGUUCUCCACACAGCUCUUGGGAUACGGCGCCGCUGGGCUCACAAGACGCUUCAUUGUCUACCCAGCGUCCAUGAUCUGGCCCCAAACUUUAGUGACCACAUCACUUUUUAAUACUUUGCACACCAAAGAAGGCGCUGCUCUCGACAAAAUGGUCGCCAACGGCUGGACCAUGUCCAGGUACAAGUUCUUCGGCAUUGUCUCUAUCUUCUCCUUUGUGUGGUACUGGUUGCCCGGGUACUUGUUCAAGGCGUUGUCUUACUUUGACUUCAUCACCUGGAUAUGGCCCCACAACACUGUAGUGAACCAGGUGUUCGGUGUUCAGUCUGGUUUGGGCAUUAUUCCCAUUUCUUUUGAUUGGACCCAAGCAACACAGGCGAUGUCUGCGUCACCAUUGGCUACACCAGCGUGGGUAUCUGCUAAUACUUACGCGUCAACAUUCAUCUUCUUCAUCAUUGUGUUGCCCUGUCUUUAUUAUACGAAUACCAUGUAUGCCAAGUACAUGCCUAUGAUUUCCUCUACUACAUUCGAUAAUAAGGGCAAGAAAUAUGAUGUUUCGAAGGUGCUUAAUGAUAAGCUUGUUUUUGACGAAGAGAGCUACAAGAAGUACUCCCCAUUAUUUGUGCCCUUCUCAUAUUUGCUUUCUUACGCCCUUAACUUUGCUGCCGUGAUUGCCAUCUUUGUUCACUGCUUCUUGUACCACGGAAAAGACAUUGUCAAAAAAUUGCAAGACCAAAGACAUGGCGGUGAAGACAUCCACAAGCGGUUGAUGAACAACUUCAAAGAAGCACCUGACUGGUGGUAUUUGGUUCUUUUCGUUAUUUCAAUUGUGCUUUCCUUUGUUGCGGUAUGCUGCUAUGAAACCCAACUUCCAUGGUGGGGACUUAUCAUUGCUUUGUGUAUUGCGUUUGUCAAUUUUGUCCCUCAAGGCUUGCUUGAAGGUAUCACUAACCAGCACGUUGGUCUUAACAUCAUCACUGAACUUGUUGCUGGUUACAUCUGGCAAGGAAAGCCAUUGGCAAACAUGAUGGUGAAAUUAUACGGGUUCAUCCCAAUGAGACAGGGACUCGACUUCUCCAGAGAUCUAAAGAUUGCUCAAUACAUGAAGAUCCCACCAAGACUUUUGUUUUUUGUCCAGAUUAUCGGCACUUUGGCCGCAGGUUUGGUGAAUGUCGGUGUUCAAGAGUGGAUGAGAUCAAACAUCGACAAUAUCUGUAGCCCCAAGCAAUCCGAUGGAUUCAUCUGCGCCAAUGGCAGGACUAUCUUCAACUCCUCCAUAGUUUGGGGUGCUGUCGGGCCCGCAAAGCUCUUCAAUCCAGGCAAACGGUACAACGCUUUCAUGUACUUCUUCCUCAUAGGCUUCUUUACCCCAUUCAUAACUUGGCUUGUUGCCAAAAAAUGGCCAAAGCACUGGGUGAGCAGAAUCAAUGCACCAGUGUUCUUUACUGGUCCAGGCAACAUCCCUCCAUCCACCAUAUACAAUUAUUCGCUCUAUUUCGUCAUUUCAUAUGGCUUCAACCAUUACAUCCGCAAAUGGUACAGAGCGUUCCACGUCAAGUACACAUACAUUUUGUCUGCAGCCAUUGAUUCUGGUGUAUCUAUUUCGGCGGUGAUCAUCUUCCUUUGUGUAUCUUACCCGGCUGGAUCACUCAAAUGGUGGGGGAACACUGUGUUUAAUAAGACUUACGAUGGUCAGUCAAUGCCCUUCUACAAAUUAGGACCAAACGAGACAUUUGGGCCCUCCACAUGGGACUGA